AUGCACAUCCUAGCGCUGGCGAUCAUCAUCGGCCUGUUGCCGCAACUGGCUGUCGUCGAUGGGUACGUGCGGUUCGGUCUAGCCGCGGAUGUAUCCAACGAAAUCCACCAAACGAGCCGCUCCAAUCCGAUGGCCAUGCUUCCCGUGGUUCUGGCGCUGGCCACACCGGCCAUCGUCGUGGCCCUUGGGACACUGCGGCCCGUACUCCUGGCCCUGGGCCUCGUCUACCUGAUGCUGUUCGGGCUCACGCAGAUUCCCAUCGUGGGCGAUCUGAUGCAGACCGCGUUCCGCGUCAUGGGCUCUGCUCUCUCCGACUCCGUGCCUCCCAACGUGGGCCGAGACCUGCUUCGCGUCGUGGGCCUGGACAGCGAGGCCUGCCGCACCCGCGCCGUGUGCGAGAUCACCGAGGACGCGGUUCGCAAGUACCCCACUGCUUCGGCCAUGCUAUGGUCCCUGACGGGUGCCUUCCAGGCCCACGGCAGCGCCGAAAGCAUCCUCAAGGGACUGCUGGGCGGACUGUCCGGUCUGGGCUGCGAGUCCCUCUACUCGACGUGCAGCAAGUCUCCGCUCGAGAAGCUUCUCAAAUCUAGGUCAUAGUUUUCGACGCGUGUAAUGUUAAGUCGCCGAUCGACGGCGUUUCUCAAAACUA
Messenger RNA from Rhipicephalus sanguineus (brown dog tick), 649 nucleotides. RefSeq lists its product as uncharacterized. Lineage: Eukaryota; Metazoa; Arthropoda; Arachnida; Ixodida; Ixodidae. The record is from RefSeq and is a predicted model, not a curated record. The coding region runs from base 1 to 597 and encodes 198 amino acids. The transcript is spliced from 2 exons.